Molecule: messenger RNA, 583 nt
Organism: Vigna angularis (adzuki bean)
Lineage: Eukaryota; Viridiplantae; Streptophyta; Magnoliopsida; Fabales; Fabaceae
Exons: 4
Coding region: 41-499 (152 amino acids)
Cellular component (GO): cytoplasm
Molecular function (GO): mRNA binding
Source: RefSeq, a predicted model, not a curated record
GAACCAUCAGCCCUCUUCUGUACUUUUUCCACCCUUUUUCAUGCCUGUUUCAUGUUUUUUCCAUGCCUUCUCAGCAAAUCUUUUGAAGCUCUAUUUUUGUCCCUUCUUCCUGCUUCAUUUGCGGAAAAUGAGCUGGUCUGGAGGAGAUUGGAUGUGUGGUGUUUGCCAGCACAUAAAUUUCAAAAAGAGGGAAGGAUGCCAGAGCUGUGGAUACCCCAAGUAUGGGGAACCUGACCCUUCAACCUACAGAUACAACAGGACUGAAGCUUUGGCAGGGGACUGGUUCUGCAACUGUGGAGGUCACAACUAUGCCAGUCGAUCAAGGUGCUAUAAAUGUGGUGCAGUCAAAGAUCAUUACUCUUCGGUAUAUGGAUCUGACACUUUCCCCCCAGGAUGGAAGACUGGAGACUGGCUUUGCCCAAGAAUAGGCUGUGGAGGGCAUAAUUAUGCUAGCAGAGAAGAAUGCUUUAAAUGCCAAAUGCCUAGGGAUUUUGACUAGAAGAAGAAAUUUCAGAUGACCAGCAACAUGAAUGAUUACCCUCAACUUUCUUCUUCAACGACAUUCUAUGAUAAAUCAUGGAUC